AUGAUUUUCAAGUCAUUGAAUCCAGAUAUCUCCGUCCCGGAGGACUUGACACUGUGGGAUUGGCUUUUCGAGUCAUCCACAUCUCCACUCCGUGGUCACGCUCCGUCCAAACUCGCCGGAUUCACGAAUGCCGCGACAAAAGAGCGGGUGAGGUACGACGAGGUGAAAAGCCACGCUACCCAUAUCUCGACUGCCUUGGUCCAUAAAUUCGGGUUAUCUGCGGGGGACACGGUCGCCCUUUUCAGUCCAAACUCAGUAUGGUAUCCCAUUGCCAUGUUUGCGACCAAUCGAAUCGAUUAUGAAGGCGGAGUCAUUUCGGGCGCAUCGCCUGCAUAUAAUGUCGAAGAGAUGACAUAUGCGCUCAAGACCGCACAGGCAAAAGUUCUCAUGACCGCAACUUCAUCGCUGCCCGUCGCUGUUCCGGCCGCACAGAAUGCAGGAAUCUCAAAGGACCGCAUAAUCCUUCUGGAGGGACAAGCUGAGGGGUUUUCGACGAUCAAAGAUCUUCUUCGUCUGGGAAGGGAGGCUGGCACCAACCAGGUCGCCCCCUUCCGAAUUCCUGUCGGCAAGACGAAUAAAGAUGUUUGUGGAUUUCUGAGUUUCAGCAGUGGAACUACUGGUCUGCCCAAGGCUGUCAUGAUUGCUCAUUCCAACGUGAUCGCCCAAUCACUUCAAGUCGCGCAAAUCACAUCUGAGGACCAUACUAAAGUCUUGGCCGUUCUUCCACUUUUCCACAUCACCGGUCUCGUGCAUCAGAUGCAUUUACCCGUCUUCCGCAACGCAGAAGUCUACAUGCUUCCCGCAUUCUCCAUGAAGAGCAUGCUCAGCACGAUCGUCGAGUAUCGAAUCACCGAGAUCCUUCUCGUACCUCCCAUCCUGAUCCGCCUCCUCCGUGACCCGAUCGUGCAGAACUACGAUCUGUCCCAUGUACAGAAAUUCUCUUCGGGCGCAGCACCAUUAUCGGCAGAGGUCAUCCAAGCACUGAGUCGUCGUUUCCCUCGGACAGGCUUUAAACAGGGCUACGGCAUGACCGAGUCAUGCAGCUGCAUCACUGCUCAUCCUUUAGAUAAAGCCACUUAUGAAUACGCCCAUCGCGUCGGAACCAUCGUCGCAAACACCGAGGUAAAGAUCAUCGACCCUGACACGGGCAAAGAACUCGGCUCCAACGAACAAGGAGAAAUCCUCGCACGGGGCCCUCAAGUCGUGAUGGGAUAUUUGAACAACGAAAAGGCCACGCGAGAAGCCUUCGACGCAGACAAUUGGCUUCACACAGGAGACGUCGGGUUCAUCGACGACGAAGGCUUCAUCACCAUCACGGACCGAAUCAAAGAAAUGAUCAAAGUCAAGGGCAUCGCCGUCGCCCCCGCCGAGCUCGAAGACCUUUUACUCGGGCACCCCAUGGUGGAGGAUGUGGCCGUGGGUGCAAUUUCGGAUGAUUAUACCGGCCAACGUCCGAAGGCGUACGUAGUGCUGAAGCCCAGCGCCCGACAGGGAAAGAGCAAGUCUCAGGUGUUGCCGUUGUUGGACGAGAUCAUUGAAUAUGUGCGUCAGAAUAAGGUCCGUCACAAGUGGGUGACGGAAGUCGAAAUGUUGGAGGAAAUUCCCAAGAGUGCCAGCGGGAAAAUACUCCGUCGGACGCUGCGCGAGCUGGAGAAGACGCCCCGCACCGAAGAGCGCUUCAUCGCGACGCGUGAGGAAGUGCGCUCAAAGCUAUAA
Penicillium argentinense is the source of this 1716-nucleotide messenger RNA. RefSeq names its product acyl--CoA ligase. Bases 1 to 1716 code for a protein of 571 amino acids. The transcript is spliced from 5 exons. NCBI's taxonomy places the organism in Eukaryota, Fungi, Ascomycota, Eurotiomycetes, Eurotiales, Aspergillaceae. The record is from RefSeq and is a predicted model, not a curated record. Gene Ontology annotation, molecular function: CoA-ligase activity.